Molecule: messenger RNA, 1202 nt
Organism: Ceutorhynchus assimilis (cabbage seed weevil)
Lineage: Eukaryota; Metazoa; Arthropoda; Insecta; Coleoptera; Curculionidae
Source: the annotation of a GenBank genome assembly
AUGAACUCCACAAAAAGAUAUAUCAUGAACAUAGCGAACGUCCAGGUGGAGGUUUCGGAGGCGGUCAUGACGAUCAUCACGGAGGUGGUGGAGGAGGAUACGGAGGAGGCGGCGGCGGAGGAGGAGGAUUUGGAGGUGGAUUUGGAGGAGGCCACGAUGACCAUCACGGUGGUGGUGGCGGAGGAGGAGGAGGAGGUGGCGGAGGCCACGGAGGAGGUGGAGGUUUUGGAGGUGGCCAUGAUGAUCACCACGGAGGUGGUGGAGGAGGAUACGGAGGAGGCGGUGGCGGAGGAUUUGGAGGUGGAGGAUUCGGAGGUGGCCAUGGCGAUCACCACGGAGGUGGUGGCGGUGGAUAUGGAGGCGGCGGAGGCGGAGGAUUUGGAGGAGGUGGAGGAUUUGGAGGUGGCCAUGACGAUCAUCACGGAGGUAGUGGAGGUGGUUACGGAGGCGGCGGCGGCGGAGGAGGAUUUGGAGGAGGUGGAGGAUUUGGCGGCGGCCACGAUGACCACCACGGAGGCGGAGGAGGUGGAUAUGGCGGCGGCGGCGGCGGAGGAGGAGGUUUCGGCGGAGGUGGCGGCCACGGAGGUGGUGGCGGCGGUGGCGGCGGCGGAGGAUAUGGCGGUGGCGGAGGUCACGGAGGCGGUUGGGACCGAAAAUAAACCUCCUCAUAUCAUCAGCCUCGAAAUUGAUAUCAUUAAAAAUCCUCAGCCCAAACGAAACUUCAAAAGUCUAAUUAUUGUAAUAAAAUGUUGCCAGAUUACCUAUACCUUUUAGCUUGAACUCUUAGAAGAAUUAUGUAAACCGAAUUUUAUAAGUUUUUUGUUAUUGUUUCUUCAUUUAUUCUCCUAUUUCUCUUUUUUUCUUUGUUAUCCUAUUAAUUUUUAUUUUCAUCAUCAUUCACUCAUAGAUAAUAUUCAUUUAAUCUCUCUAUAUUCUCCUAUAUACUUCUUCUUCACUUGUGCACCUCCUAAGUUUCUAUUCCCAAGCUUACUUUUUUUGAAUUCUUGGUCAUCCCUUUUUUUUUUCACAUCUUUCUAUACUUCUCAUACCUAUGCCUAAAUCUGUACUUCCCAAUUACUUGUAAAGGUUAUUUCUAGAAAUAUUUUUAUUUAAUUUUCCUUUACCAUUGAUAAUUUUAGAAUUUAAUUUCACUGAUUCCUUCCAAGUUCCAUUUAACUCCUUCUGUACCUUCUUAACUAUAG